Messenger RNA from Trichomonas vaginalis G3, 855 nucleotides. Its product is annotated as protein delipidation. The coding region runs from base 1 to 855 and encodes 284 amino acids. Lineage: Eukaryota; Parabasalia; Trichomonadida; Trichomonadidae. Gene Ontology annotation, molecular function: protein-phosphatidylethanolamide deconjugating activity. The record is from RefSeq and is a predicted model, not a curated record. The transcript has a single exon.
AUGAAAGUUAUAAAUUCUGAUGAUACCAAUGUUGAUGCUAAUCAAAUUCUAGCUGAAAUACCGAGAUUUUGCUACAGAAAUAACUUUCAAGCUAUCGAAAACUCUACACUCAGCUGCGAUAGUGGUUGGGGAUGUUGUUUUCGAUCUUCUCAAGGAUUAGUAUGUCAAUAUAUACUAAGAUUGCACAAAAAUUUUCCAGACUUAUAUAAUUCAACAUUCGGUAUAGACAAGAAUCCUUUGGAUUUAUUUCUUGAUAUCCCAGAAGCACCUUUUGGAAUCCAAAACAUUGUUACACAUGCAAAUUCUUUAGGUUUACCAAUUGGUAAUUGGGCAAAACCAUCAAUAAUUGCUUCUGCAUAUAAAUCAAUUUUUCAAUCGCUGCAUUUAAACUGUAUUGUACCACAAGAUUCCACAUUUAUAUACGAAGAACUAGAAUCUACAAAUUAUCCUGUUUUAAUUUUAAUUCCAGGAUUGUUCGGAUUGGAAAAGAUCGAAAAACCAUACAUUUCAUUCAUCUUUCUUUCAUUAUGUAUGAACUCUUCACUGGGCUUUGUUAGCGGACAUAAUGAUUCAGCAUUUUAUUUUAUUGGCUUCGAUUCAGAUUAUUUUUAUUAUUUUGAUCCACAUGUCACAAAACAGGCAUUAACAGGCCCACCAUAUGAUUCUCUCUUUGAGUUAAAGCUCAAAUCUAUGAAAAUAGAGAACAUCAAUCCUUCUGUUUUGCUUGGAUUUUAUUGUGACGAUUCAAUACAAGAACUUAUUAUGCAACUUAUGGGUUGCAUACAAUCGCCUAUAGCUGUUAUAGAAAAAUCAAAACUUGAUGAUAUCCUUCAAGAUGUCAUUGAAUUUGAAUAG